AUGGAGCUGAUUGACCCUAGCAACGAAGUCUUGCCGCCUGGCGAGAAAACAUACUAUAUGCCUCAUCACUGUAUCGUUCGGCCGGGCAGCGCUACGACGAAACUUCGCGUCGUAUUCGAUGCUUCAUGCGCCACCGAUAGCGGCGUUUCGCUAAAUGAAGCUCUAAUGGUGGGCCCCGUCGUUCAAGACGAGCUGUUCAGCAUCCUCCUACGUUUCCGGAUGUCUCGUUUCGUCAUCGUUGCUGAUCUCCAGAAAAUGUACCGACAGGUGUUGGUGCAUCCCUCUGAUCGUCUACUCCAGCGCAUCGUUUUUCGUUCCUCGCCAUCAGAACCCAUUCGAACUUACGAGUUGCUGACGGUUACCUAUGGUACUGCGUCGGCCCCGUACCUUGCGAUCCGUUGUCUUCAGCAACUUGCGUCCGAGGGUGAAUCGACUCACCCCCGAGCUUCUAAGGUGUUGUCGAAAAGUUUCUACAUCGACGAUAUGCUUUCUGGAGUGGAUUCCGAAGAAGAAGGAAUCGAAGUGUGCAGCCAGAUGAUCGAUCUCCUGCAGUCAGCUGGAUUCAAGCUGCAUAAGUGGGCCUCCAACAGUCCCAACAUUCUCUACAACAUUCCUGCGGAGCUUCGAGAAGACCGCAACCUUCUAGAACUCGACUCUUCAUCGACGCCGGUGAAAACUUUGGGGUUGCUGUGGCAACCAGAUGACGACGUUUUUCGUUUCAAGAUCCCUUCGUGGUCUUAUAAAGAUUCUAUCACCAAACGGCUGGUUCUAUCUGAGUCGGCACGCUUGUUUGAUCCGCUGGGCCUGUUAGGGCCCAUUGUUCUACGUUCCAAGCUCUUUAUGCAAGAGUUGUGGAAAUCCAAAGUUUCCUGGGACCUUCCGUUAAGCGUACAGCAACAGCAAUUCUGGACAGAUUUCCGGAGUGACCUCAACGUUCUGGAUGAGUUUUCCGUUCCACGGUGGGCGGCUUCUGUAAGCGAUCCUGUGCAAACCGAGCUACACGGGUUCAGCGACGCGUCCGAGAACGCGUACGGCGCUUGUAUCUAUCUCCGCGUCGUUUCUGCUAGCGGGAGCGUAUCUGUGCACCUGAUUACUGCGAAAUCGAGAGUUGCACCUAAAGGAACGGAGAAACUAGACCAAAUGAUACGCUUACCGUGCCUCGAGCUUUGCGGAGCUCUUCUCUUGAGUCAUCUGUACGAAAAGGUGGAAAGUAGUCUGCAAAUCCCAGCUCGUUUAUUCUUUUGGACCGAUUCCACGAUAGUCGUGCACUGGUUAGCGUCGUCUCCUUCUCGCUGGAAGAAAUUCGUAGGAAACCGAGUAGCAGAGAUUCAGCAAAUCACAGCUUCCGGUAUAUGGAGGCACAUACCAGGCAUCGAGAAUCCCGCGGACGUCAUUUCGCGAGGAAUGCCAGCACAGCAGCUUGUUGAGCACUCGCUAUGGUGGCAAGGUCCCAUUUGGCUGCAACAACCAAACAGGUUUUGGCCAGACCCCGUGCGAACAUCAGAUGACCACUUCGAACGAGAGCAACUUCAGGAGAAACCAAGUGUUUCCCUUCCAGCGGUCGUCCAGAACUCCAUAUUUUCGUUGAAAUCUUCCCUUUCGAGUUUGGUUCGUGUUGUAGCCUAUAUGCAAAGAUUCUGCAGCAACUCGAAGAAGCGGAACCGAGAGACCAGAAACACCGAUGCUCUAUCAACGGCGGAACUUGAGGAGGCUUUAGUGGCGCUCGUGAAACUUGCCCAGCAAGACUCUUUUGCGGAUAAGAUCUACGUUCAAUUCGCGCCACUGGCCAAGUGA
Aedes albopictus (Asian tiger mosquito) is the source of this 1794-nucleotide messenger RNA. RefSeq lists its product as uncharacterized. Lineage: Eukaryota; Metazoa; Arthropoda; Insecta; Diptera; Culicidae. The record is from RefSeq and is a predicted model, not a curated record. The transcript has a single exon. The coding region runs from base 1 to 1794 and encodes 597 amino acids.